Molecule: messenger RNA, 1110 nt
Organism: Cutaneotrichosporon cavernicola
Lineage: Eukaryota; Fungi; Basidiomycota; Tremellomycetes; Trichosporonales; Trichosporonaceae
Exons: 2
Coding region: 1-1110 (369 amino acids)
Source: RefSeq, a predicted model, not a curated record
AUGACAAUCGAUUCCCGGCCGUGGUGGAACCGCGUCUUUCGGCGCAAGCGAUACGACCUGCGUGCCGACCACCGCGUCUCGGCCCUCCCUCCCCGCCUCGACCUCAAGCUGAACACCACCCCGAUGGCGUCCCGCUUCGACGUCAACUUUGCCGACGCGGGCAAGAGCACUGCGUCCUUAGAAACCCCGGCAGUGCCCAAGGUCACGUUCCUCACGCCAUCAAAGUCGAUGCCGGAUGCUACACAGCCCCCGAGCGACCCGCCGCCCGUCCCCGUGAUCAAAGCGACCCCCGUGAAUCCGGCGGUCGCUACCGCGCCGGGUCCAACCGCCUCGCCAUCGUCUCCCUCUUCUCUGGGAUUCACCCGCAAGCUGCACUCCACUACACGGCCGUCGGGGUCCCUCAUGGCCGACACGCGGAAUAUGGCUGGUUACAGCGUCCCGACAUAUGUCCCUACCAGUGAGAGUGCUGCGAGCUCGGGCGAGUCGAGCUCAAGCUCGAAGCGCGCCUCGGGCGAGUCGGGUUCGGCGUCCCAUUCCGAGCCGACCCCUCCAAUCGAGGCGCCUAUCCGCGCGAGUGAAGACAGCGCGUUCUACAGCACCCAUGAUCAAGUACCUCCGUCUGAACCCGUGAUGCAUCACGAGCCAGGGCACCAGCGCCCAGAGCCGACCCAGACACCCCCCGUUCCUCAGGCCGUUGAGGCUGAGGUCGUCCAGCCUCAACCAGUUAGCGAGAUUCAGCCAGAGGUGCAGCAGGACGCCGUCCAACCUCAACCCGUCCAUGAGAUGGCACCGGCCCCGGGCCCGACUCAUCGCGAGGUCGCAGACUCUGAGGCUGAGCACGAAAAGGUCACCCACGCCGAGCCUGAUCUCGCCGAACCUGCCAUAGAGCCAACCCGUCUCCCGUCAUCCCCCCCGUAUCCCAAGCGGUCCUCUAGCCGGCCUACAGUUCCCAUGACUCAAGAACACGAGUACGUGCCCGACGAUUACGCCUCCGACGACGGCUACGACUACACGGAGACACGCGAGGGCGAAAUCGAGUAUGACUACUCCGAGACACCCGGCCAGUUCGCCGACACGUUUGGGCGCAGCCGCACAGCCGUCGCCUAUUAG